GAAGAACAUCACAAUCCAAAGGGAUUUGACUGUGACUGCAAAUAGAGCUUCAAAGGGAAAUAAUCUGAACUCUUCUGCUAUAAUCACAUCGGUUUAUUCAUUUAAACGGAAUAUUUGUUUUCUAUAGUCAUUUGAUAAUAACAUACCGGGAUUUAUAGCCAUGCUGGUUGUCAAAAUGCAAACUUGAGCUGUAUUAUAUCGGACUUUGAUUUUGCUCCAUGGGGAUGUCUGCUGUGAAUCCAAAAAUUCAGACUUCAGGAAAAGAUGAGUAACAACUGCUGAAGUGACAUUCGGAUAAGAGGAGGAAAAUUGCUGCGACAACGCAGUUCCAAAAACGUUUCUCCCUGCAAUUCAUCCAAGGGUCUGCAAAGGUUCUACAAUGUUUCACGAAGAGAAAAAGGAAGGAAGUCCCCGAUUCGGGAAGUUACAUUUUCCUGUGGGCCUCUGGAUUAAUUCUCCAAAGAAGCACUUUGCCAAGCUAGGCAGACGCUGGCCUAGUGUUGGCUCCAUCAAGUCCACCUCAUCAGACACAGGCAGCCGCAGCAAUGAGACCGUGGAGCUACGCCAACCAACGAAGAACAAAAACAAUCGACACAAACGCCUGUCUAACAUCUUCCACCGCAGUACAAUACUUAUGACUGGCAGCAUCAGUGCUGGCAGUGCAGCAGGGCGUUGGGCUAGUGAGAAGAAGUUAUCAGAAAUUAUUGACGUAGUACCAGAAGAUCUGGUGGAGCUUUCUAGCCAGAAGAAUCUGCCUGGUAUUCUCAAGAUAUUUGGAGAUGAUAUUUCCUCUGGAACCAACUACAAGAGUGUUCUGGCCACACCACGGUCCACAGCACGGGAGCUGGUAAAGGAAGCUCUGGAGAGGUAUGCUGUUGCGGAUGCAGAUGCUGAAACCUUUGUCCUUUGUGAUGUAGUGGGACGUUUUGUAGGGCACGAUGGAGAAUGGAAGAUGGAAUAUCUACGCAUAGUGGGGGACAAUGAACGGCCGCUCGUCUUACAAGAAAUGUGGAAGCCUAAAGCUGGUUUUUCUAGGCGAUUUGAAAUUAAGCACAAACAAGAAGUGGAGAAGAUGUCUGCAGCAGAAGAUAAUGAGACCGCAGGAAUCAAUGCUCAAGCUCGUAGAUUACAGAAGAGCCGUUCUCGGGCAGCUUCUGGUGGAAAUGCUCCAUUAAGGGAGAGGGAUGAAAGCAUUUCCCUACGUCGCAGCAUAAGUGACAUCAACUUAAACAGCAAGAAGCGGAGGGAGCGGAAGAGCAUAAAGAGUAUGGUAGCCAAUGACACAGAUGCUGGGCAGGAUGGAGAUACAAAUCAGAAGGAUGGCACACAAAAUUUAGCUGAACGGAAUAGCAAUGUUGAUGGCACAGAUGACACUACAGACCAACCAGAUUUGGACUUUGAACGGUUUACUCAGUAUUUGAUUCAGCCCCCAUCUGAGCAUCCAUACUUUCUUCUGCUGCAAGGCUACAAUAAAGAUGUGGACUUUGUGAUAUAUGUGAUGACCCGGAAGAAACAUCUGUUUGGAAGAGCUGAAAAAGUUUCAAAAGACAAAGGACCUUACGUUGAUACUUUUCUGUCCGCUCCAGAUAUACUUCCUCGUCACUGUUGUGUAUGGCGGUUAGAUUCCUCUACUAAAAAGAACCUAGUCCGUGUAAGACCUUACCGGGGAGCCCUUCUUACUCAUAAUGGAGCAGUGCUCCAGAGAGAAGCUGAGCUCCACACUGGUGAUUUACUGGGGCUUGGAGAGCACUUUCUCUUCAUGUACAAGGACCCUAGAGUGCCACAGGUCAGACCUGCCUGGCUUCCUCAGUCCUGGUCCUCUCCUGGCUUGAGUGGGGCCUUUUCCUGCCAAAUGUGUGGGAGAUCUCUCCAGGAGCGACAAGAGGCUGUCCAGGCUUAUAUAGAAAGCAAGGAUUUGGUGCUGCAAUACCGCUCUCAGGAAGAGGAUGCUGUAUUGAAAGAGAUUAUUGAGAAAACCGGCAACCCAAGCACUGAAUUCAAACUGGCCCCUGCCUACCUCUUCAGCCUCUGCAUUGAACACUCAACACGAGCCUUGGAUCCUGGACACUUUCCUAAACUUGUAAUGAAGAUUGCCACCAUGAUAAAGGAAGUUGUCUGGAUAUUCAUUGUUUUGAGUUUAAAGGCCUUUACAGUUUGUGUACUGAUGAAAAGCAUUUCUCUUUUCCUGACACUUUACUGUAAAUGGACUGUUUUCUUCCCGAAAGUAACUUUGCUUCUGGUUGAGUUGCUUGAUAAACAUGAUGAUAAGAACAUUUCUGUUGAUUUCAGCCAGCAGGACAGAAGUUUUCUGAGCACACUGGGGAUUGAGGAGGUGGCGACUGAUCUUCGACCCUUAAUGCUAUGGAUGGCAAACUCCAUGGAACUUCUCAACUUUGUGCAGAGGAAAAUCCUCGAUAUGGAAAAAGAAUGGGAUUCAGAAGCAUCUUCCCAGGACGCUUUGCUUUCAAGUGACCUGGAAGCAUGUGAGGAAUCUAUGGCCCUUCUUGAUGAGGUCAUUAUGUAUACCUUCCAACAGUGUGUGUAUUACCUUACUAAGACCUUGUAUGCAGCUUUGCCAUCCCUUCUAGAAAGCAAUCCUUUCACCGAUCCUGCCAGUCUCUCAGAUGUAGGAGAUCUGAGCAAUAUGCCAGAAGGCACACGUGGAACUCUUUCUAUUUACCAGGCUACACUGGAUUUAACUCGGGAGUGUGAACUGCACCCAGAUCUCGUGUCCCAGACAUUUGGCUAUCUUUUCUUUUUCUCCAAUGCAUCACUCUUCAAUACCCUUAUGGAAAAAGGUAAUGGUGAACCAUUUUACCAGUGGUCAAAAGCUGUCCAAAUUCGCACAAACCUUGAUCUGGUUCUGGACUGGCUUCAAGGAAUAGGUCUUGGUGACAUCGCCACAGAAUUCUUCAGAAAGUUGUCAGCAACUGUAAACUUGCUAUGUAUACCUAAAACCAGUCUCUUAAAGCUUUCCUGGAGCACUCUGAGGAAUGAUUAUCAGGCACUGAGCGCUGCUCAGCUGAACCACUUGUUAAGGAACUAUCAUCUGGGAGUGGGACGGUCACAUCCAGCUGCUUGGGACCCCCCUGAAGAGGAAAAGGAUGAGAUCACAAACACAGAUAUCUUUGAGAGCUUCACGGAUCAUCCUCCACUCAUCCUGCCCUGUGACAACUUCCGCAUGCAUCUCUCACAGCCGUUAACCGACGAUUCCUUCCACAAGCAGCUCUGUCAUCUCCGAUCUUUUGUGUGGGACCUGGAGCAGAAAUCCUUGCCGGCUAAUCAGAGGGCCGUGUACAGGGUGGAUACCAGUCAGUAA
Messenger RNA from Nanorana parkeri, 3319 nucleotides. It is a transcript of the gene RASIP1, whose product is annotated as Ras interacting protein 1. The record is from RefSeq and is a predicted model, not a curated record. The coding region runs from base 380 to 3319 and encodes 979 amino acids. Gene Ontology annotation, biological process: angiogenesis; regulation of GTPase activity; signal transduction. Gene Ontology annotation, molecular function: GTPase binding. Gene Ontology annotation, cellular component: cell-cell junction. The transcript is spliced from 11 exons. Lineage: Eukaryota; Metazoa; Chordata; Amphibia; Anura; Dicroglossidae.